AUGGAAUUAAAAAACAACAAAAAAGAAAUUAUUGAAUUUCUGAGAAUGUUGGUUGGUCACAUCUUAACCAUUCAUUUCUGUUACUUGAGUGUAACACUGGCAGAGUUCAACGUUUCAGAUGCCUACAUCGGCUGUUUCAAAUUCAUCAGCUUCAAUAAUUCUCAACCUAUUGUCGUUAAUAGCAUUGAAGAAUGUUCCAGAACUUUGACUGACCUGGGAAGCACUCACAUGAUCGCCUUAAUGAGAGGAAGAGAUUGCUUCUGCGUCGACAGGGUGGAUGCUGCUGUAGCUUCAUCUCAGUGUCACGUCCGCUGCCCAAAUGGCCGGGCGUGCGGUGCGAUGGAUACUUAUUCAGUAUACAAACAUCGGCGAAUGCUGUUACACGAUGCUGCUUACUUUUUCACUGAAGAUUACCUACCUGUUUUAAAACGGUUUACUUCGGUCUCUUUAGAAACGUGUGCAUUUUAUUGCAUACAUGUCGGAUCUCCCUUUUUUAGUGUACAUCCUAACGGUUUGUGCAAAUGCGUAUAUUAUAUUCAAUUUACGUUGCCAUUAAAGCCGGAUGUAUUUGAAUGCAAUGUGAGGUGUCCGCACGAUGAGAACGAGAUUUGCGGUUGUCACCAAGAAAGUGGCCAAGACAAUAGUGCGGUCUACCUGACUUUUUUCAAAUAUGGGAACCUUUUGCUCGCUGUCAAAAUGAGGAUCCAGAAACAGACGUUUUUAACGUUCCAGAAACAUGCACAGACGGAUGCAGGGAGGGAUGGAAAAACGGUAGGAAGCCAUGCACCGAAAGAGAUUGCUCAGUCAAGAACGGAGACUGCGGAGGAUUGA
Helobdella robusta is the source of this 831-nucleotide messenger RNA. RefSeq lists its product as hypothetical. The record is from RefSeq and is a predicted model, not a curated record. Gene Ontology annotation, cellular component: plasma membrane. The transcript has a single exon. NCBI's taxonomy places the organism in Eukaryota, Metazoa, Annelida, Clitellata, Rhynchobdellida, Glossiphoniidae. The coding region runs from base 1 to 831 and encodes 276 amino acids.